Menidia menidia (Atlantic silverside) is the source of this 1398-nucleotide messenger RNA. Lineage: Eukaryota; Metazoa; Chordata; Actinopteri; Atheriniformes; Atherinopsidae. The record is from the annotation of a GenBank genome assembly.
AUGGAUCACAUCGUGUCACUUUCACGGACUUGUGUGGGACUGUUGCGUAUCGUGGCAAACUCUGCUGCCCACAUGCUGCCAUAUGGCGAGCAGAGUGUGGAGCCUCUGAGCGGGAGCUUUCCCUCCGUCCCUGCGGAGGCCCUGCUGCACCCCUCAAUUGGGGAGCAGCUUCCCUUCUGCCGCUUCGUUUCUCGCACAAACCUCGGCAUCUCGGCACAGACCGUGCACCUUUGGCUCUAUCAGUGUCCUCCUCACCGCAGAGUCACGCAGACACUCACGGAGAAAGUAGGCAGCCUCAGAAGCGGAGCGAGCACCGGUUGUGUGAGGGACAGCAGAGCGGGGACAGGAAGCAUCCCGGCGGCAUCAGGUGACCGGGGCGACCAGAGGCUCCAGAAGAACUCCAGAGAACUAACAGAGGGGAGGGAGAGGACAGAGAAAAAAGUAGAGAGGGAGGAAGCCAGCAGCGACCUCCUACCCGACAACCUCGGAAGCAACAAAAAAAAAAACAACAACCAUAAAAUGAAUUCAGACUCGAGCCCCAGCAGCAGAGCUUCUUCCCCGGACAUGGACGGCAUGUAUCUCCGAGACCACCACCCGCUCCAUCACCACCACCACCACCACCACCACGUCGGCUCGUCUGUGUCCUCCUCCACGCAGAGCGAGCUGCAGAAGAUGAGCGAGCACCUGCGCUCCGGCGACGGCAAGCCCGCGUCCGUGGGCAGCAGCAGCAGCAGCAGCAGCAGCAAGUACAAACUCAAGAAGCAGGUCACCGAGGAGGAGAUGUACCAGCUCCGCCUGAAGAUCAACGGCCGCGAGCGGAAGCGCAUGCACGACCUCAACCUGGCCAUGGACGGCCUGCGCGAGGUGAUGCCCUACGCGCACGGACCCUCGGUGCGGAAGCUGUCCAAGAUCGCCACGCUGCUGCUGGCCAGGAACUACAUCCUGAUGCUGACCAGCUCCCUGGACGAGAUGAAGCGGCUGGUGGGGGAGAUUUACGGAGGCCAGCACUCGGCCUUCCACUGCGGCCCCGUGGCGCACGGCCCCGGCGCGGGCGGACACUCCGGCGGCCCCUCCGCGGCCGCGGCCGCAGCCGCAGCGGCCGCAGCGGCCGCCGCCGCGCACCAGGUGCACCCGCUGCUCGGGGGCGCGCUGUCCUCCUCCACGUCGUCCACCCUGUCCAGCGCGCUUCCGGGUCUGACGUCCCUCCGGGCGCCGCACGCCCUGAUGAAGGGCUCCCCGGCCGCACCCCCGGCCCUGCAGCUGGGCUCCGGCUUCCAGCACUGGGCCGGGCUGCCGUGCCCCUGCAGCAUCUGCCAGGUGCCCCCUCCACCGCACAUCCCCAUCACCUCCACCGGCCUCACGAGACUCACGGGCGAGGGAAAGGACGGGCUGAAAUGA